Diversispora eburnea is the source of this 1080-nucleotide messenger RNA. The record is from the annotation of a GenBank genome assembly. NCBI's taxonomy places the organism in Eukaryota, Fungi, Glomeromycota, Glomeromycetes, Diversisporales, Diversisporaceae.
AUGUCGCCUAACGAAGGUGCCACAUUGCUUCCAAUAAUUGACCUCGAUUUAUAUUUAAAUUUAAGAGAUGACUCAACUCAUCCUUUAUUAAUUAAAGAAUGUCAAAAAGCUGUUAACGCAUUAAAAGAAUAUGGAUUAUUAAUAGUAAAAGACUCCAGAGUUACUGAAGAAGAUAAUUAUCAAUUUUUAAAUUUAAUGGAAGAUUAUUAUGCACAACCUACAGAAAUCAAAUUAAAAGAUGCGAGACCAGAAAUUGGAUAUAAUGUAGGAAUUACUCCGGAAUAUAUCGAAACACCUAGAUGCCAGAGAGAUCCUAAAUGUGAAUCAAUAAUUACUAAUAUGCCAGAAGAAAUUCGACCCAAGAUAUCUACCGGACCAGAUUCAAAAUGGAGAUACUUUUGGCCUAUAGGAUCAACACCUAAAGAAACCAAAUUUCCCAAAUUUUAUAAUGGACCAAUUAUUCCCGAAAAAUUUGAAAAUGUUUGGGAAGAAGUAAUGAAUAAAUGGGGGAAUCAAAUGCAUCAAGCUAUUAAAGGUAUAGCGGAAAUGAUUGCAAUAGGAUUUGGAUUACCUAGAAAUACUUUAACAGAUCUUACUCAAGAUGGACCACAUAUUUUAGCACCUACCGGGAGUGACUUAAAUAUUUAUGGAAAACUUAAUACAAUUUUAGCGGGAUUUCAUUAUGAUUUAGAUUUUUUAACUAUUCAUGGUAAAAGUAGAUAUCCAGGAUUAAAUAUUUGGCCAAGAGAUAGAUCAAGUAAAAUUCCAGUCCAAGUUCCUAAUGGAUGUUUAUUAGUUCAAGCGGGUAAACAACUUGAAUGGGUAACAGCAGGAGAAAUUUUGGCAGGGUAUCAUGAAGUAAUUGUUACAGAAGCUACACUUAAAGCAAUUGAAGAAGCUAAGAGGAAUAAACCAGAUAGACCUUUGUGGAGAGUUUCAUCAACUUUCUUUUUUCAUAUUGCUAGUGAUAAUAAGUUAAAAACUUUAGAACCAUUUAAACCUAAUUCCGAAGUUUAUCCUGCCAUUUAUGCGGGGGAUCAAGUUAGAAAUGAAUAUGAAUUUAUUGACUUAAUGAAGUAA